This is a messenger RNA of Acipenser ruthenus (sterlet), 1275 nucleotides long. RefSeq lists its product as uncharacterized. NCBI's taxonomy places the organism in Eukaryota, Metazoa, Chordata, Actinopteri, Acipenseriformes, Acipenseridae. Bases 114 to 755 code for a protein of 213 amino acids. The transcript has 2 exons. The record is from RefSeq and is a predicted model, not a curated record.
UAAACGCAGUGUCAAACCACACGCAGGAAUAUUAGAGGGCAGAUUGUUUUCAAGGGUUUACAUUCACUCUUUUUGUCUUGAUAUUGUUUAAAAUUUAUACAAACAGAAAGGAAAUGUCUGCUCAAGCAAUAACAGAAGAUGAAGAAGGCAAUGUGAUCCACAGAAAAACAGUUCCAAUUAAAGGUGUUAAUGUCCAACAUAAUGUCUUCAGUGACCUAAAGACCCCAAACCUGAAAAGGGAAUUCACCAAAAUCCAUAAAAAUACAUCAAAAAGGCCAAGCACUACCAUCAGUUCAUGUCGUAUAGAUGGUAUUGGAGCCUUAAGAAUGAUUGACACAAUCGACAGAGAGGGAGAUGCCUUUGCAGAUUCUACAUACGCUACAGCUGGGACUUACGCAUCUGUGCCUGAAAAUAAACCUGGCAAGAGGAUUCCUAAAGCUGGAGCUUUUGCAGAAGCUGGAGUUGGACGUGCCAAGGCAGAAUUCAGUAUGUUUGAAGCAGAAGCCAAGGGCCCCAAUGCAGCAGCAGGUGCUGAAGUCAGUGUUUUGGGAGCUUCUGCAAUAGCCAGAGCUGAGCUGGCAAGUGCCUCUGCAUCAGCAGGUCCUGUAGGUGUGAAGGUUGGGCUGGGAUUUGACACAGGGGCUUCUGUAGGAGUGAAUGGAAUUGAGGUAAAGUUCUUGGGAACCGGGUUCUCGAUUGGUCAAAAAACGAGUGUAAGUGUGCUUGGAAGUGAAGUGUCUUGCUCAGUCAUGUAACCAGCAUAAGUGAAAAGCGCACUUAAUAUAAUAGUAGUGUCUUGCUCAGUCAUGAAAAGUGCUGCUUGCCCAUUUAAUAAUAAACAAAGGUUUAAACAAAACAGAACACUUACUCAAAAUAAAAGGCAUGUUAGCCAAAACAGACAAACAAAACAGACAUAGAACAAACAAGUAUUGUGCUAGUCUAAACUAGCACGCACAGCAAUUGUUAUUUUAAGAUUGACUCUCGUUCCGCCCUUAACACAACAACACGACUCUGCGAAAGCUGCUCUUAUAGUGGUGGCUGAGGGAUUUAACUAGCUAUCAAUUAUCUUAUUAUCCCUCGGCCACAUUUCGCACAGGUUUAAUAAAUCUGUGUGACUGUCAGCUAAUUCAACAAUUACUAUCCGACAGUCACGCAUUCUCUUGAGAUGUCCUAUAACAAUAACAAAUAAUGGCGGACGAGUUUUCAAUUACCUGAGCACUCUCCUAGCCCCGUUCCUAUGACAACCAAGAGAUAAAUCUGAGGCCCAGGCCAGCU